AUCGAAAAAGCACUGUUAAAGGAAGUGUUAGCAGGACACUUUAAUCCUCACUUUAGGCAACUUUCUUUCAUCCACUUUUAUCUGUAGACAGCGUUUUACAUACUUUAACCUGCUGCUGCUGGCUAAAUUACUCUGUAGGGCGGUUUUUAAAAAUCCGCGUAAUAGAUUUAACUUAUGUGGAGCUACAAACUGUAGCUUUCGUCAAUUGAACCACCUUUCGACACGCUAACCUAGCUAACGUUCAGACCUUCACUGAACAGUUUGAGUUUUGGAUAAGGUAUCGUCAGGGGUUCCUCUGAAUCACCGUAGAAUCACUUUGAAUAUGGAAUCCUCUGCCAAGGUCAAGCUGACAAAGGACCUUAAAUUUCAAAGGCCUGAAGUUAAGGUAAACAGUGAUGGACCCAAGCGGAUUCCUGUGUCGCACGCACAAACAACUCCAAAGGCUUUAGUCACACAAACUUCACAUCAACGUGUCCUAGGGGUCUCAAAUGGACCCCAGCGCAUUCAGAAACCCAUCAGCACCCAAAAAUCGGCAUCUCAUGUGUCGGUUGCGAAGCACAUGAACCCAGCUGAUCAGAAUGUGAACCCUGCUGUUCAGAUUGUAAAUCCUUCACCCCAUCCCCAAAGCCAACCAAAGACAUACGAGUCCAAGAUGAACUCCAUUCAGGCUAAAACCACAACAGAAUCAGCAAGGCCGGAAAAGCCACAGAACAAACCAGCCAAGACUGAUUCUGUGACUAACACUUCUUCAAAGAAGCGAUGGAGCUUGGAAAACUUUGACAUCGGUCGACCUCUAGGAAAGGGUAAAUUUGGCAAUGUCUACCUGGCUAGAGAGCGGCAAACCAAGUUUAUCUUGGCUCUGAAAGUUCUGUUCAAGAAGCAGUUGGAGAAAGCAGGAGUAGAGCAUCAGCUGAGACGAGAGGUGGAGAUCCAGUCUCACCUCAGACACCCAAACAUCCUGCGCCUCUAUGGUUACUUCCACGACACGACUCGUGUUUACCUAAUUCUUGAGUUUGCACCCAGGGGAGAACUCUACAGUGAGCUACAGCGCUGUGGAAGUUUUCCUGAGGAAAGAAGUGCCACAUACAUCAUGGAGCUGGCAGAUGCCCUAAACUAUUGCCACUCAAAGAAAGUGAUCCACCGAGACAUCAAACCAGAGAAUCUGCUACUGGGGGCCAAUGGGGAGCUGAAAAUUGCAGAUUUUGGCUGGUCUGUUCACACACCUUCCUCCAGGAGGUCUACUCUGUGUGGAACACUGGACUACUUGCCUCCAGAGAUGAUUGAGGGGAAAACUCAUGACGAGAAGGUGGACUUAUGGAGCCUUGGUGUCCUUUGUUAUGAAUUCCUGGUUGGAAAACCCCCAUUUGAAACAAAAAGUCACGAGGAGACGUACCGUAGGAUUUCAAGGGUGGAGUACACUUACCCUGCACAGGCCAAUAUCAGUGCUGGAGCCAAAGACUUGGUUGCCAAGUUGCUGAAGCACAACCCCAUGCACAGGCUCCCCAUCCAGGGAGUCCUGACUCACCCCUGGGUGGUCGAGUGCUCCACCAAGAAACCCACCACCCUGAACAAUGAAGAGCCUGCUCAGUGAGCAUUUCCACAACUGGAGUAUUAUGGUCAGAGUGUCUGGCUCGUGCAGAACACAAACUGUUUAAUACUGUGGUGAAAGAACCUUUAUGUUCAGAAGAUAAUUUAUCAGAAUCUGCUUGUAACUACUUGAGCUGUGACAACAGGAUCACCAAGUGUGGAUGUUGUGUCUGCAGGAAUCUUGAGCCACUUUUUGUUGUUAUUCUCCUCUUUGUUUCCAUUUCUUACAAUGGCAUUCAUUUUCUGUAAAUAUGUCACCGUCUUUGUCUAAUUAUGAAAAUUUUAUUAAUUUUACUAAAAUGCCAUUACUUGAAACACAAAAUAAAGGAUCAUUUAAUGGAAUAUUUGACUUUGUAAUUCAACAUGUUUGUCAGAUACAAUAGUUUUGUGUCCUUUUAUGCAUUUCUGUCUCAGUAAAUUGACUCAUAUUUGGAAAACAUUGCACUAAUAACAAGUAUUAAAAUGUCCAGUACUGUUUCGUGACAAAAGCAUGGCCAGCAGAGGGCGCUAAGGUAUCACUGAGGUAUUUAAAAGACACUUGCAGAUCACACCAAUAUCGUCACUGAAAAAGAAGCUUCUCCGUGGCUAUUUUAUUGAACUCUAAUAUCUGCUGCAAACGAAUGAUUGAAAUGUUAGAAACGCUUGUGCUUUUUGAUACGGCGGGGUGUUCUGCAUCUUUUAUGGUUUUCUACAAUGUAUUUAAAAUGUCUAUCCUAAACACAAUGAAAAGUUAUGCAUUAUGGCACAAAUAAAGUUGUAGAAAUGGAAAGUGAGAUGUUUUAAAUGCAUGAAUA
This is a messenger RNA of Sphaeramia orbicularis (orbiculate cardinalfish), 2381 nucleotides long. It is a transcript of the gene aurka, whose product is annotated as aurora kinase A. NCBI's taxonomy places the organism in Eukaryota, Metazoa, Chordata, Actinopteri, Kurtiformes, Apogonidae. The record is from RefSeq and is a predicted model, not a curated record. The coding region runs from base 323 to 1591 and encodes 422 amino acids. Gene Ontology annotation, biological process: protein phosphorylation. The transcript has 9 exons. Gene Ontology annotation, molecular function: ATP binding; protein kinase activity.